UUUAGAAAGGAAGAAUUUUAUUUAUGAUAUCUGAAAUACAUGUUCAGUCAAGCUAAUAAAUGUUAACAUGGCCUGCCAUAGCAGUGUAGUUCUACUUGGCAUCGUGAUUUCACAUAAUUGCCCCUUCGCUGCUAUGAUUGGACGGGGCCUUAGUACUCCUCUCUCCGAUUGGCUGCAAGUAACCCGUCUACACGCAUCCCCAGCCGUUCCCGCCCCUACCGUUAGCAGGGCGGAUCUAAACGUGAUCGUACGGAAUGACGUUGACGGCUAGCAAUCGGCGGCGUGAUGGCGGCGCAGCGGGGCGGCGGUCCCGGUUCCUCUCAGCCCACAGCAGCUGCGGAUCAUUCGGUACUGGUGGUGGUGGGAUCGUUGCAGCCUAGUGGGCUGCUAGAACUCGUACUGCGGCAGAUAGAAGCAGGUGUGCGCUGCUGGCAGGUGAGUCUGGAUGUUCCAGUUCUGGAUCAGCAGCUGAAGCUCUUUGUGUCAAGACAUUCAGCUUUUCUGUCUGAAGACGUCCGAGGUCAGCGGACUCUGCAGCACUGUGGAGAGGUACUAGACGCCCAGGUGGUGGUGAACCCAGUUCGCAGCUUUGUCUGUUCAGAGGUCCAGCGGUUGGUCUGUGACCCGUCUCGGCACAAGCUGCUGGUUCUGGCCGGUCAGUGUGUGGAGAGCAGUGGAGAACUUGUCCUGCAGCAGGGCUGCUUUUCCUUCAGGGACUUUUUGCAGAUCUUUGCUGAUGAAGAGGUUGGAGAGCUGCUGAAUUCAACUGACCCAGUUCUGAAGGCCCAUCUCACCCUCAGCUGUCCAGUCAGCGGUCUUUGGAGGGACUCAGAGCUGCAGAAACAUAACCUGCAGGACUUCAUAAGCAUCCAGAUCAACCCAGUCCCUGUUCUUCCUGAGAUGGAGGGUCUUCAGGAGUUCACAGAGUACCUCUCAGAGUCUCUGGAGCACGAGUCCCCCUUCGACCUGCUGGAGCCCCCCAGCACUGUGGGCUUCUUGAAGCUGUCCCGACCCUGCUGCUACAUCUUCCCAGGGGGGCGGGGAGACUCUGCCUUCUUUGCUGUCAACGGUUUUAACGUCCUGGUAAAUGGUGGCUCGGAUCCCCGCUCCUGCUUCUGGAAGCUGGUUCGACACCUGGACAGGAUUGACUCUGUGCUCCUGACUCACAUCGGCGUAGACAACCUGCCAGGUCUGAACAGUCUGCUGCUGAGGAAGGUGGCUGAGCAGGAUCAAGAGGCUGGUGGAUCUUACCCUGAAGAGGACAGGAUGAAGAACCUCAUCUCCCCAGAGAUUGGAGUGGUUUUCUUCAACGCUCCCGACAGAUUAAAGUCCAUCAAGCCUGAUCCCAGCCAGCUGCGGAGCUGUGACCUUGCAGCAUACGCUCUGCUGAACUUACAGAAGCUAGCAAUAAGACCUGAACCUCUGUGUAGGCCUAACGGACCCACCAUAGAACCAGUGAUCCUUUUUCAAAAGAUGGGAGUGGGUCGUCUGGAGCUGUACAUCCUGAAUCCAGUCAGAGGCUGUAAGGACUUUGAAGCUUUGGUGCAGCUUUGGCCAAACAGCAGCUCCAGCACAAAGAGCUCCCAUCUUCCACUAACGUGCCUGGUUUCCAUCUGUGCCUUGUUGGUCUGGCAUCCAUCCAGUCCUCAGGAGAGGAUCAUUCGAGUUCUCUUUCCCGGAUGCACACCACAGACCCAAAUCCUGGACGGCCUUGAAAAACUGUCACAUCUAGAAUUCCUCAAACAAGCCUCUGUGUGUUUGGAGGAGCUUGAAGCGUCCAAAUCCCACAAGCCACUAAAGCGUGAGGAGAGUCGGGAAAGUCUCAAAUUCAAGUCCAAAGACCUUAGACCAAACAGUGCCUUGCAGAAAGACAAACCUGUACGGGUCGAAGUCCGGAAACUGGAGCUGAAGACAAAGACUAAAGCAGCGGGUGACUCCACACCCAAAGAUUCAGACGGAAAGGCUAAAAUAAAGGAUGCUGAUCUGAAAUCCAAGCCGGUAAGAGCUUCUGAGAAACCUAAUCCAAAGAAAGAGGAGUCAAAGGACCGGAAGGAACUUAAGAAGAAGGACGAGAAGGUGUCUGCUGCUUCUGGGAGGAAGGAAGAACUCACAGAGAAGAAGGAUGUUGCAAAGAAGGACAUAGCUAGUCUGAAGACUAAGAAAGAGGCUAAAGCAGAACCCAAAAAAGACAGAAAGGAUGGAAAAACCGAUGAGAAAAAACCGGCGAAGUUAGUGGUUAAAGAAGUGAAGAAAACCAGUGGAACCACUUCCGCAACUGGAGCUACAGACCAAAAGAAAGUUUCAGGAAAAACUGGGAAUAUAAAGAAGGAUGGGAUGCUUCCAAAGAAAGACACCUUACACAAGGAGAUAAAAGGGAAGCUUGGAUCUAAGGAAAACCAGAAGGAAGCUAAUUUUUCCAAGAGUUCAACACCUGAGCACAUGACAGGUGAGCUUAAAAGACUUCGUCUGGAAGAUGACAACGGAAACAGGGGUCCAAAGAAGACUACACAGCCGCCUGAGGAAACUUCAACCAAUGGGAACCAAAUCUCAACCACAGAGAGUCCAGAGAAGUUUCGCUCUGUGGAGACCGGCCAGAAUUUGGUCAGCACCUCCUCACAUCUUACCAAAACGUCAAAAGGUGAUCUCAGUGUUAACUUUGACCUCACUCCAGCAACAUUUCUGGUGCCUGAGGGUUCCCCCAAAAUUCAGGGAGAGGAGAAGACUCUUGAGCUGGUUUCACCUGCAGACUCUGCUCCGAACAGUGCUGGACACACCCCCUUCCAUCAGUCUCCUGAAGAAAACACUCGGGGCUUUGGGGAGGAGAGCACCUUCAGAGCUAGAGGCUCCAGUUUGGGCUUUGAAGACUACAAUCAGGGAGGAUCAUGUAGAACUUCGGACAUCAGCUCCAUGCGGGAAGGUCUGGAAAACUCCACGUCCUCUCAGGAUAAAUAUUCCAGCCUCUUCAGUCCUGUCAGGGACAUGAUUCCAGACUCCUCCCCAACCAUGACGUCCAUGCCGGCUCAGGUCGACUCCCCCCACUCCACAGAGGUCGAUUAUUCCCUUUCAGUCUCUUCAGAGCAAGUCUCAUCUGCCAAAGUCUGCGCAAAUGAACACAUCAUAGACUCGGACUGCAGCACCGGCCUGGUUCUUCCCAUCAGGUCCACCCAGAAUGGACGCUGUGGAUCCAGUGAGAACAUCCACAGGAUGCCAGAACUCACCUCUGAUGUUCCACAUGAUGUUGACCUAUGCCUGGUGUCCCCCUGUGAGUUCCAGCACCCCAGAACCUCAGAGAACCACCAACAUCACACAAGCCCCGGCCUCAACCCCGACACCUCACCAGACCUAUCGGAUAACGAUUCCUCCCGGAACCAAAACAGCAGUGAAACCUCAGCCUAUAGUCAGGAGACCCCACCCACAUCAAUUAGUGACUCCCUGCCAACCGCCACGGACUUUGACAUCCCCCCCAGCACCGAGGAGUGUCCGUCUAUCACUGUUGACCUUGACUCUGAUGAAGACUCAAGCUUCUUCCUCCCGGGUCAGCCACAUGAUCAUUCCAGCCAGCACUUCAACCACAGACCAGGACUACGUUCCUCGCUUGACCCGCCCCCGGCCCCUGUUAAAGACCUGCCCCCACUACCUUUCCAAAGCGGGGCCUGUAUGACCGAUCCCGAGGCCGACAAGAGCCCAAAGAUUUGCGCUGUCAAGAAGAAACCGCUGCAGAGAACCACGUCAGGAAGCAGCUCUGCCCAGGGCACAAGGUCCAAAGCCGGUUCCACUGGGUCCGUGAAGACCAGCCUAGACACCAAACCUGUAUCACAAAGUUCACUUGGUGGAUCCAAAGUCGGAGCUACAAGACCACAAUCAUCAGGUUCAAUCCCUGCUGGUUCUGAUGUUUCUGUGGUUUACGUGGACCUGACCUACCUGCCUUCUGGCUCUGCCUCCUCCACUGUUAACCAGGACCUGUUUAGAUGCCUGCGUUCUUCAUAUUACAUCAUCAGUGGAGACGAACCAGUGAAGGAGGUGAUAAUAAGGAGCCUCUUGGAUGGUCUGCUGGAGGGGAAGAGCAGCUGGCCCAACAUUCCGGUGACCCUCAUCCCCACCUUUGAUUCGAUGGCGAUGCACGAGUGGUACCAGGAUACACACGAGCGCCAGCGGGAGCUUAAUUUGACCGUGUUGGGCAGCAACAGUACCGUUGCCAUGCAGGAUGAGACUUUUCCUGCCUGCAAGGUGGAGUUCUGAACUGAAGCUCCACCCACCUGCCUUUUGACCUCACCGCAGGAUGUAGCUGGAUGUACUGUAGUGAGCAUGCUCAGUUAGAAAUGUGUCUUCCAUUUGUUGCUUACCUGUGUGACAUCAUGGUCGGUUCCCACCUGCUGGAUCAGAACCUUCAGCUCACAAUGUUAAAGCGUGUUAAGAUCAAUUACAAAUGAGCUGGAUUAGAACCCAUACUGGUGGAUCUGAAUGCAGAUUAAUGAAAUUUUCUCCCAGGGGUGGAGUUAAAUUAAACUCAAUGGUUAUUAAAAAUGGACAACAGGA
Messenger RNA from Girardinichthys multiradiatus, 4536 nucleotides. RefSeq names its product microtubule-associated protein 1Sa (gene map1sa). Gene Ontology annotation, biological process: axonogenesis; regulation of microtubule depolymerization; dendrite development. Gene Ontology annotation, molecular function: actin binding; microtubule binding. Gene Ontology annotation, cellular component: synapse; microtubule associated complex; microtubule. Lineage: Eukaryota; Metazoa; Chordata; Actinopteri; Cyprinodontiformes; Goodeidae. Bases 286 to 4239 code for a protein of 1317 amino acids. The transcript is spliced from 7 exons. The record is from RefSeq and is a predicted model, not a curated record.